CAACGUGUUUACAUUUUGAAACGGGCUAUACUCCCUGUAUGUGUCGUGAUGUAACGGAAGUUAAGACACUGCAUGAUAUGUAGGUGAGGUGAACCAUGGCACACAUUUGCUCCUGCUGCAGGAACAGGGCGGAUCUUAGGACCCGUGGCUUCAUGUCUUGUAGAAUAAUAAAAGUUGGGGUUAACCGUGUGCUGUCGACGCUUCACAAAGCAGCCAGCAAAGUGUGUGUGAGGCAGCGGUGCAACAACAGCCGGCUGAUCUGCAGGCUGUGUGUGCAUUAAGCCGCUGUGUGUGUGUGUGUGCAUGUGUGUGCGCGCGCUCUGACGGGCUGGUCCGUCCGUGUUUUCCGGAAGAGAAGGUGUGAAACAUGGGACACAUCUGAGGUCAGCAGCUGCCCGCCACACAUGAAGCUCAGCGGCUCGCUUGUGCCUUGACGCCCUCCUGAUUGUAUGCGUGUUCAUAAUCUGCGGUGGACGGAAUCACGCAGACUCCGUGCGUCCAAACGGGACGCCUCUGGAUCCCUUUAACAGGAACGCUUUAAAGGGGCUCGAACACACCCGAGCUGCAAUUUGGCUCUGGUGGGACCCUGAACGUGGCGGCCACAGGCUGGCCCAGGUCACGUUGAUGCUGCUGGGCGCUGUCCAGUACUCUUCCAUCCACCUGCUCCGGCUCCUCCCACUUCCACACCGGCCAUGGCCAUGAGCGGUGACCAUGUCUGUGAGAGGCUGGGCCCAGACCCAGACUCACAGACCGGCAGUCUCACAGACACACUGGCAGCCAUGACGACCAAAGACUCGGACGGCUCGGCUACAAACGGCGUUAAGAAUGGCGGGGGUCAGAGGGACGGGGUUCCGAGCAGGAGGACUCAUCCGCUACGGCCUCACCUGACUGGGAGAAAGUUGUCUCUGCAGGAGAAAGGCACUUACAUGUCAGGCUCUGGAGGAGGGUACCCACACACCUCCCCUCGUGUGGCCCGCAGACCCACUGUGGAGUCUAAACGUGUGUCCAUCUCAGACGCUCAGGACUGUAUCCAGUUGAACCAGUACAAGCUGAAGAGCGAGAUUGGAAAGGGCUCCUAUGGUGUGGUCAAACUCGCCUACAACGAGGACGAUGACAAACAUUACGCCAUGAAGGUGGUGUCCAAGAAGAAGCUGAUGAAGCAGUGUGGUUUUCCACGUCGCCCACCACCGAGAGGACCCAAAGCAGCACAGGGAGAGCAGCCGAAGAUCCUCGGACCCCUGGAGAGGGUUUAUCAAGAGAUCGCGAUCCUUAAGAAAUUGGACCAUGUCAACAUUGUUAAGCUGGUGGAGGUGCUGGAUGAUCCUGCAGAGGACAACCUCCACAUGGUUUUUGAGCUGAUGCGUAAAGGCCCGGUGAUGGAAGUGCCCACAGACAGUCCUCUGUCGGAGGAGCAGGCCAGGUUGUACUUCAGAGACGUCAUCCUUGGCAUAGAGUACUUGCACUACCAGAAGAUUGUCCACAGGGACAUCAAACCUUCGAACUUGUUACUGGGGGACGAUGGUCAUGUGAAAAUAGCGGACUUCGGGGUCAGCAACCAGUUUGAGGGCAACGAUGCGCUGCUGUCCGGCACUGCUGGCACUCCUGCUUUCAUGGCACCAGAGACGCUGUCAGACACACGGAAGAGCUUCAGUGGGAAGGCACUGGACGUGUGGGCCAUGGGAGUUACUCUCUACUGCUUCGUCUUUGGGAAGUGCCCGUUUAUUGAUGAGUACAUACUGGCUUUGCACAAUAAGAUAAGGACCAAGCUUGUGGAUUUCCCAGAAACGCCUAAUGCCAGUGAGGAGCUGCGGACUCUGAUCUUACGGAUGCUCGACAAGAACCCGGACAACCGGAUCACCAUCCCUGAGAUCAAGAUGGACCAGUGGGUGACCCAGGGGGGCACGGACCCCCUGCCUCUGGAGGACGAGCACUGCUCUGUGGUGGAGGUGACGGAGGAGGACAUCCAGAACUCGGUCAAGUUUGUCCCCAGCCUCUCUGCAGUGAUCUUGGUCAGAGCCAUGCUGAGGAAGCGCUCCUUCAGUAACCCCUUUGAAUGUCCCAGCAGGAGGGAGGAGAGGUCUAUGUCUGCGCCCGGCAGCCUGCUCAUGGAUGCAUGGCCUUUCCGGCCCUCUUUAAAACUUCACCCCUCACUCAGAAAGAGCAGCACAGGAGACGGACCACGAGAAGGAGAGCUGGAGGACCUGCAUGAAGACGAGCCCUCCUCCUGAGUCUCUAUCUUCGACUUCAUCCACUUUACGCCCCUGUGCUUGGACCACUGUGUGCUAACCCCCACUCAUCCAAAGCGCCACAUGAUGGCAUAUCACUCUUUACGCCGACGACACUCAAGUUUCCACAUCCAGUAUAAUGCUUGUGUUUACAUUCAGAGCUGUAAACUAGGGCUUGGUUUUGUUUCUGCUUCCUUUUCACCUCAGAAUAUUCAGUCUCCCUCAUUUUUCUCUCCCAGUGUGGAGUCUCUUUGGGCACCAAUUUCGAUAACAAAUCUUGCUUGUUUAACCGCUCGACAACUAACUGUUGUGACUGGCAUCAGUGAAUGGAUAAGACGAUGGACUCUCUGCUGGAUUUCUGGAUUUCUGGAUCUUUGGAUCUGGAACUGGAACAGUUCACAUUGUUGUUGUGGGAGUAAAGACAAGAACUUGUCAGCUGCCGUUACACUGCAUUGUGGGAAAACUGUCUAACUCUUUUUUUUGUUUUUUUUCAUCCAUCUGCAUGAUGAAAAGUGAGGCCUCAUCAUCAGACUGUCCCAGCCUGCUGAAAGCAAAAGAAACCCACUUCAGUGACCAUCACGUACUUCUGCAUGUUAAUGACUCUACAGUGUCUCUUCAGCGGUCUGCAGGGCUUUUUAUUUCUCCUCAAUUAUAUUUAAAAUUGUACAUAGAUGUCUCUGACGACGUGUCUUACAUGUUCUGUCCUCGUGUCUGUGCCAGUUGAAGUUUAAUUUGGUUGCUGGGUGAUAAAGAUUGAAGUCCUUCCUGUGCUGCCUUCACUGUCCUCGAGUCUGACGAGGAGAGGAAGUCAUCUGUCCAAGGGCGAUCGCACAGAAAAGGACAGUUGUGAGGAGUCAUUUUACGCCUUUUCUCCUCUUCUGUUAUGUGUUGUUUCUCUUAUUCCUGUUAUCUAACGCUCUCUCUGUCCUUUAACGUCACACCCUAUCCGUUGGUUUGAUGUGAAGUUGUUGUGACAGAAAUGGGGGGAUUUGAAAGAGUGUGUUUUCAGUGAACAGACAAUGAACUGCUCUUAAUGCCUCUACUUUAUAGGAGCCCCCUUCCAAAGUCAUAUAAUGUAAUAUUUAUUUGAUGCAGAGCUUUCUAAAGACAUGAAACAUCUCAUUUUACAAGAUUAAAAAUCUUACAGAAGAAAAGGAAUGUACUCGUAUUAAGUGACCCAGAGUCAGGGACAUUGUUUAUUCCACUUUAUUGGUCACAUUCUCCUCUUCAAUCAGUUUUAAAAAGUCUCAGAGCUCCCCAAAACAUGUCUGUGAAGUUUCUUGUUCUAAAUCCACUCUGAUCCUGUAUUUGAUCAUGUCUAUAAACCCCUCUAUUUCAGCCCUGCUCAGAACAGGCUGUUUCUGUGUCUGUACCUUUAAAUGUAAAUGAGCUGUGGUCUCGGGUGGCUCUGGCUUUCUCGGUCCAUGUCCUAUUGUUUACGGUGAGAAGGCAGACUCAGAGGGCAGAACAAACACCUAGCUGUGGGAGUGUCACCCACCUGGGGGAGGGGUUACUGCCCUUUGUGAUGUCAUGAAGGGAAAAUCUCCAAACGGCCUGUUUGAGCACACAUUUUCUGAAAAGUGGAGCAGGCAAAAGACGGAGAGGAUGGACUUUUCUCAUCAUACAUACACAUAUUAGUGUAAGAGAAACAUGGUGAUGUUUAUUUUGCAUCAUGUGACCUUUAUUGGAUUUGUAUUCCUUUAAUUAUUAUGGAAGAUGUUUUUUCAUGAAGUUUUAUUUAUUGAAUUCAAAAUAGAUUUAAAUGAAAUUGUGACCUUUCUAAGAUAUCACUUGUUGAAUGAGAUGUUUCACUAUCUGGUAAUUUAUGUUGAGAUUAAGGGGGCGGAUUGAAGCUGUUUUUAGGAGUCAAAGGUAGGGCCCACGUAUAUCACAUUUAAUGCUUCCACCCAUCCCUCUCCAUUUUUGUGCUUUCCCUUCUUUUGUAUUUGUAACUCUGUCACCUGGUGUUUAAAAUGGGUACUGCAGUCCAGAUUCUAAACAUUAUAGAGAGCUGUCUCCCCCCCGCCCCUCCUCUCUAGAGUCGAUGCUCACACAGGUUGCCAUGUGGUGGAGCUUUAGUCAGCUCUGCAUCGGUCUGUAAACCUUUCUGUGUUCUAACCUCUCUCCAUUUUUCAAAAGCAUCUCCAAUAUUGAUCCUAGUUUGAGCACGUUUCUGCUCGUGGAGCUUAUUAGAAACAUGCAGAGGCUUUUUAGGUCGGGUACAAUCACUUCUAUCUGAACCACUUCUCUUGCCCGCUUCCAUCACUGCAACACCUGUUGGUUUGACCUGAUAACUGCUCUCAUAUCUGGCAAACCGAGGGGCGUCCAAAACGGCCGUGUGGGGGUGCCUUAAAACCGCCUACCUUCUCUGGUCCAAACAAAUCCAGAGCAUUCAGGACCAGAAUCUAAAGUUAGAAGGAGGACAUACUGGCUGCUGCAUUGUUGUCAGAGAAGCCAGCACUUCAACAUAGCAUGUUUCCUUAAUGUUUGAUCAUACAGUAAGGUCACUUUAUCAUUUCACUCACUUCACAUCUCACUGAUUGGACCUUUAAGUUCCAACUAGUUCUACUUUUAGAUCUAAACUAGCUGUGAGAUCGCAAAUGUUCGGAUUAUCGGUGAAUGAAAAAAAUUAGAUUUUAUUGUUUAUGAUCCUGCUCCUUGUUUUGCAUUCCAGGUUUUUCACUUUAAAAAAGAGGCUGAAUCUGUGGGUUGUUCUGCUUCUGCAGACUCAAAUCAAUGAGCACAUUUCUGCCUCCACAGCAGCUCUGCCUCACAAAUGUUUAUAUAACUCCAUUUUGAUUCUGUCCUCCUCGUCCUCUUCCUCUUCCUCCUCCUCGCCCCCCUCCUCCUCCUCUUCCUCCUCCUCCUCCUCCUCCUCUGUUUGGCUGACUGAGUGCUCUGAUCAAUUGAACUGCAGUGAAAAGGAGCAUUUCAAUGUCAUGAUUAGACGUGAGCUGCCAACAGCAACACUUCUACAUCCACUUCAGAUCCGGCCUCCGUGUGGCGGAUUAGAAACAGAGAGUGCAUUUCCCCCGAUUAGCGCUGCCCUCGGUAUCCUCCAGUGAAGGAUGCUAAGUGAAGCGUGGAGAGUGGAGAGGGGGCUGAAUGGGAAAGCGUUUCACAUGUUGCUGUUGAGCCUCUGUAUUUAGGGAGUUUAUGUUCACAGAGGUCUGGAGAUGAAAAAUCUUUAUAUCGUUUUACUCUAUAGUCCAGAAAACAACUGUUUGACGAGGAUAAGGGAACACCUUCAUGUCUAAUUGUCUGACAUGUUGUAUUUAAUAAGGAGGGUUUUGAUACCUGUAUCUGCUUCCAUUCCUCUCUCUGCAGAGACUGAUGUGACAGAAUGCAUUCAUGUGCACGGUAACCUUCAGUGAAGGGCUGUUUGAACCAAAAAGUAUGAAAUGAUGUGAUUUCUUUGAUUUGCGUCGAAUGGUUUAAUACUUUAUUUGUUGUUUUCUAUAUAUGUUAAGUCGUUGUGUAUCCUGCUUUAAAGUCGUGUCUUUGUACAGACAUCUGUCAUGUCAGAGCGACAUAUUUUAAUGUGUUGUUUUACUUUUUGUUGCUUCUGCUGAAAUAUUUGCACUUUUUCCACCUACAGAAACAUAUUAAAGUUAUCGUGAUGUCAUGAAA
Messenger RNA from Labrus mixtus (cuckoo wrasse), 5855 nucleotides. It is a transcript of the gene camkk1a, whose product is annotated as calcium/calmodulin-dependent protein kinase kinase 1, alpha a. Gene Ontology annotation, biological process: CAMKK-AMPK signaling cascade; protein phosphorylation; activation of protein kinase activity. NCBI's taxonomy places the organism in Eukaryota, Metazoa, Chordata, Actinopteri, Labriformes, Labridae. The coding region runs from base 693 to 2228 and encodes 511 amino acids. The record is from RefSeq and is a predicted model, not a curated record. The transcript has 17 exons. Gene Ontology annotation, molecular function: protein kinase activity; ATP binding.